This is a messenger RNA of Paramecium sonneborni, 168 nucleotides long. The record is from the annotation of a GenBank genome assembly. Lineage: Eukaryota; Ciliophora; Oligohymenophorea; Peniculida; Parameciidae.
AUGAUGAUUUAAAGAAAAGAGUUGAAUAAUCUUCUUAAAAUUUUAGUCAAAAGAGAUAAAUUGAUUAAACAAUUUAUUAUUUAAAUUGAUAAAGAGGAAUGGAAGUUUGAUACUAUAUAUGAUUUUUAUAAUACUCUCAUAACAAUUACCUAAGCUGCUAUUUUUUGA